AUGAUUCAAUUAGAUGCAUACCACAUAAUGGUUGUUUCUCAAUACUUUUCAUCAUUCACAGACUUUAUAGCACUUGAGAUGGUGUGUAAAAAGUAUAACGGCAAUUUUUCUCGAUUUCAUUUCAAUCCGAUUCCGAUAAACAAUACGAUUAUAAAACUCCGAAAACUUCGGCUUUCAUCUAUAUAUAAUUUCUUUGUUGUAAACAUAUGGUACCCAGUCGACUAUUCAACAUCGAUGUGUCCACAAAAUAAGAACUUUUCAUUUAAACGAAUUUGUUACACUUCAACUGAUCUUAACGCCUUUGGAAAUUUGAUACCUUUAAACGUUGUAUCAAUAGCAAAUAAAUGUUUUUCUGAUUAUCAGAGUGAUACUUUUGUUGCUCUCACACUUCCAAAUAAAAUUAAUUCAUUGGGAGAGUCUUCCUUUGCAAAAUGUUAUUUGCAAAUUGAGUCAAUUAAUAAUUCAUGUUUUUCAUUUUGCACAUCCCUUGUAUCUGUGCGCAUACCCGUAUGCUUGGGUACACUUGGGGAUAGCGCUUUUUAUGGGUGUUACUCAUUACAAUCAUUUGAAGUUCCAAAAGGUAUUACCGAGCUUGGGAAGUAUUGUUUUGGGAGGUGCACUUCAUUGAGCAAAGUAAGAUUACCCAGGAGUUUGAGUAUUAUAGCGGAUGGGUGUUUUUCAGAGUGCAAAAAUCUCAAAGAAAUUGUGUUACCAAACAACUUAAAAAUGAUCGGAAGAGAAGCAUUUUAUGGAUGUCAAGAACUCACAAAUUUUGUCAUACCAAAAAGCGUCACUGAAAUCCAACAAGAAGCUUUCCGGUAUUGUGGACUGACUUCUAUCAACAUUCCUGAUAGUUUCAUAACAUUGCCAUAUGGCGGUUUUAUUGGGUGCACUAAUUUAGUGGAAGUUGUGAUGUCUAGUAGUAUUAAGGAAAUUGAAAUGAAUUGCUUUGUUGACUGUAGAAAUUUGAGUGCAAUCAAUUUUACUAAGAACUUGAAAAGGAUCUGGGGAGGCGCGUUUUGGAAUUGUAGUUCACUUAAUGAAGUUGUAGUGUGUAAUAACACUAAAAUAGAUAAGGACGCAUUUCAAAACAAUACGUAUGUAUUUAGAAGAGAAGAAGAAGGGCCGAUCAUGCCAUGGGAAAGGUUUAAUAAACAUAACAAAUGA
Molecule: messenger RNA, 1167 nt
Organism: Entamoeba invadens IP1
Lineage: Eukaryota; Evosea; Mastigamoebida; Endamoebidae
Exons: 3
Coding region: 1-1167 (388 amino acids)
Source: RefSeq, a predicted model, not a curated record